Molecule: messenger RNA, 4971 nt
Organism: Molossus molossus (Pallas's mastiff bat)
Lineage: Eukaryota; Metazoa; Chordata; Mammalia; Chiroptera; Molossidae
Gene: SUN2
Product: Sad1 and UNC84 domain containing 2
Exons: 18
Coding region: 381-2621 (746 amino acids)
Biological process (GO): nuclear envelope organization
Cellular component (GO): meiotic nuclear membrane microtubule tethering complex; nuclear envelope
Molecular function (GO): protein-membrane adaptor activity
Source: RefSeq, a predicted model, not a curated record
CCGGGCCGCCCCACUGGUCCCCCCGCAGGGCGGAUGUCUCCAGGCGGGACUUCCCUGGGCAGAACCUCCCCGGGAGGAGGACAACGAAGACCGGGCUGUCUCAAGCCAGCCCAGGGCAGGCCCAUGUUUUCGUGCCAGUCGGGCAGUUUCCAGGGACAGACAGUUCUCUGCCUCUCCUGUCAGAGCUCUGGGGCCAGGAGGAAGGGCCAUUUUGUUGAGUUCUAAAAAGAAACCCAACAAACGGGGCGGGAGUGUGACAGAGCAGAGAAGCAGGGAAGGCAUGUGGUCGGUAAACAUCUCCGCAGGUUCAGCGGGCAGGGAAUGAAGGGAGUUCGCACCUGGAGCGUUUUACCGGCCCCGGCAGGAAACGUAGUGUGAAAAUGUCCCGAAGUGAAAAUGGAAGACUCUCUUUAGGGGAAGGGUUCCCAUCCCACCUCAUCAUGUCUCGUCGAAGCCAGCGCCUCACGCGCUACUCCCAGGGGGACGAUGACGGCGGCAGCAGCAGUGGCGGGAGCUCAGUGGCGGGGAGCCAGAGCACCCUGUUUCGAGACAGCCCUUUCAGGACCCUGAAGAGGAAAUCCAGCAACACCAAGCGCCUCUCCCCAGCGCCACAGCUGGGCCCCUCCUCCGACACACACACCUCCUACUACAGCGAGUCCGUGGUCAGGGAGUCCUACUUUGGCAGCCCCCGGGCUGCUUCCCUCGCCAGGAGCUCCAUCCUCGAUGACCAGCUGCAUAGUGACCCUUAUUGGAGUGAGGACCUGCGGGUGAGGAGGAGAAGAGGCACAGGGGGCACCGAGAGCAGCAAAGUCAACGGGCUGGUGGAGGCCAAGCUCUCCGAGGACUUCCUCGGGUCCUCCUCCGGCUACUCCUCCGAGGAUGACUACGUAGGAUACUCGGAGGCGGGCCAGCGGGGUGCAGGCUCCCGGCUCAGGAACGCUGUCUCUCGGGCAGGCUCCUUUCUCUGGAUGGUGGUCACCUUUCCAGGCCGCCUGUUCGGACUCCUUUACUGGUGGGUGGGCACCACCUGGUACCGCCUCACGACAGCUGCCUCCCUCCUCGACGUCUUUGUUUUAACCAGGCGCUUCUCAUCCCUGAAGACAUUCCUUUGGUUCCUCCUCCUGUUGCUGCUCCUGACGGGCCUGACCUACGGUGCUUGGUACUUCUACCCCUACGGGCUGCAGACACUGCACCCCGCCGUGGUUUCCUGGUGGGCAGCGAGGGGCAGCGGCCAGCAGCAUGAAGUGUGGGAGUCCAGAGAUUCCUCCCCACAUUUGCAGGCUGAGCAGCGCAUGCUGUCGAGGGUACACUCUCUGGAGCGGCGCCUGGAAGCUCUUGCUGCCGAGUUUUCCUCCAACUGGCAGAAGGAGGCCAUGCGCCUGGAGCGCUUGGAGCUGCGGCAAGGGGCUGCCGGUGCGGGAGGCGGCGGCGGCCUGAGCCAGGAGGACACGCUGGCGCUCCUGGAGGGGCUGGUGAGCCGCCGAGAGGCUGCCCUGAAGGAGGACUUCCGCAGGGACACCGCGGCCCGGAUCCAGGAAGAACUAAUCACCCUGAGAGCAGAGCAUCAACAAGACUCAGAAGACCUCUUCAAGAAGAUUGUCCAGGCCUCCCAGGAGUCUGAGGCUCGACUCCAGCAGCUGAAGUCUGAAUGGCACAGGAUGACCCAGGAGUCCUUCCGGGAGAACUCCAUGAAGGAGCUGGGGCGGCUGGAGGGCCAGCUGGCAGGCCUGCGUCAGGAGCUGGCAGCUCUGGCCCAGAAGCAGAGCUCGGUGGCGGACCAAGUGGGCCUGCUGCCCCAGCAGCUCCAGGCCAUGCGGGACAAUGUGGAGUCUCAGUUCCCUGCCUGGGUCAGUCAGUUCCUUCUCCAGAGUCGAGGAACCCGCACUGGGCUCCUUCAGCGAGAGGAGAUGCAGGCUCAGCUGCAGGAGCUGGAGAGCAAGAUCCUCGCCCACGUGGCCGAGAUGCAGGGCAGGUCGGCGAGGGAGGCUGUGGCCAGCCUGGGGCUGAGGCUGCAGAAGGAAGGCGUGAUCGGGGUGACAGAGGAGGAGGUGCACCGCAUCGUGAGCCAGGCCCUGAAGCGCUACAGUGAGGACCGCAUCGGGAUGGUGGACUACGCACUGGAGUCAGGAGGGGCCAGUGUGAUCAGCACCCGAUGUUCUGAGACCUAUGAGACCAAGACAGCCCUCCUCAGCCUCUUCGGCAUCCCCCUGUGGUACCACUCCCAGUCACCCCGAGUCAUCCUCCAGCCAGAUGUGCACCCAGGCAACUGCUGGGCCUUCCAAGGGCCCCAGGGCUUUGCCGUCAUUCGCCUUUCUGCCCGCAUCCACCCCACUGCCGUCACCUUAGAGCACGUGCCCAAGUCCCUGUCACCCAACAGCACCAUCUCUAGUGCCCCCAAGGACUUCGCUGUCUUUGGGUUUGAUGAAGACCUGCAGCAGGAGGGGACGCUUCUUGGCCAGUUCACCUACAACCAGGAUGGGGAGCCCAUUCAGACAUUUUAUUUCCAGGACCCUAAAAUGGCCACAUACCAGGUGGUGGAGCUGCGGAUCUUGACUAACUGGGGCCACCCUGAGUACACCUGCAUCUACCGCUUCAGGGUGCAUGGGGAGCCUGCCCACUAGGCCUUCCCCAUGUUGCUGCCAGCCAGCUGGGCAGCCAGCGUGCCCCCUUCUCUGGGAGUGGGCGAGCAGCACCCCUGCCACUUCUCCCACAUGCUUGAUCGGCGCACUGACUUCCAGGAGCGAGAACCCCUGCCCCAAGGACGUGAGGAAGAACAUGCAGCGCUUUCCUGGCAGCGGGCGCUCGAUGGGCACAGCUGCUCCAGCUCCUUCGCCCCCCUUGUGCCAGGCACCAGGUGCCUACUCCCCCUCCUGGGAGGGUGUAUAUAUGUAGCAUAUCAUGUGGGACUGAGGCAGGAGGUGAGAGUGGACAUGGUCCAGCAGUUGUGGGUAAGACCUGACUGCCUCUGGCCCACAGUGGAGGGGCUGGCACCCAGGAAGCUCUGUUGGGAGGCGUGUGAAUGACGCACAUGCCAAAGCCAUGGGUGACACAAGCUAGGGCCCGGGGCAGGGAAUUGAGGCCCUGUGGGAGGAGGCCGCUCAGUUCAGGUUGGGACUGGGCAGCAGGCAGGAAGCUCCUGGGAGACCGCGGCUCUCACAGAAGCCAGUGCUGUCCACCCAGGGGAGCUUGGCCCACGGGGUCCUCGAAGGGCUUCUAUAUACUGUAUUUUUCCUGGGUUGAGGUGGGCCGUGGGGCUACUUGUACCGUAGGUCUGGCUCCUGCAAACUUCUGAGGGGCCCAGGAGCCAGCCCUGUAGGAUCCCCUCAGCUGGGGACACUAGUUGCUUUUUCUCUUGAUGCUGGGACUGGGGCCUGCCUACCCCUUGAGCAAGCUUGCCACAUUCCCCCAGGGUACAUGGAGCCGAGGCUGUAGGGAUCUGGGGUCAGCUAAAAGCGUGGGAGCAGGGGUCUCCCUGGGCUCUCCUGAUGGCCCAGUGAUGAUGUGAUCAUGUUCAGGGUAUCGUGGCGGGAGGUCGGUCUGCCUUGUGGGCCCUGACCCACCCUCCAUUGCAAUCAGGUCCCUGGUGUAAGGGGCCCUCACUGUCAGCCACCCCCGUGGGGCUCUUUCAGCUCUUGCUCAGUCAUUUCCGUUCUGGCUUUUUUUCUAUGAGGGGCUGGGGGGUGGGCUAUGUGGGGCAGGGGCCGGAGGCAGGGGUUUUUUGACCCAGCAGGCCCUGCUGUAUUAUGUAAAGAUUUUUCAGGGUCUGUUUUUUAACUGAAAAGCUAAGGGCUUGAUUCCUAGCCCCGUUGUGUGGGGCACUGGGUGAUUUCGGGUCCUUGUAACCCGGCUGCCGAGAGGCUGUGGUGCAGGCAGGUGCCCUCAGGAGGAGGGCUGAGCCCUGCCUGGGCUCCUGCGGGUGGGGCUGGGAGGAAGGUGAGGCCCCAGGCCAUCCUGUGCUCCUCCAGCACUGGCCCCCACACAGCCCGUCCCCAGCUCUUCUGUCACAAAUGCUGCACUGUUGGGUUCUUAAUUUUUUUAUCUCCAGAUUCUAAUUUAUGCCUAUGCAAAAAAUAAAUUAUGCCCAGGACUAAUGGAAUAUGUGGUUUUUAUCUGGUCAUUGCACAGGGAAUCCACUCUUGGGAAAACGAGAAUGAAUUCCUAGUCAAAACAAUGCCUCAAAGACUUGCCCAGGCCUCUUAGCUAAAACUCAGCUGUGGCAGGGGAAAGUGAGGUGGCUUUAUUUAAGCUGACAUAGACAUUGCAUCAUGAAGCAGGUGGCUUUUCCUGCAUCGCGUAGAGCCAUUUGAGUAGAAGGGAGGUUACCUGAUUAGUGACCAUGUCUGCCUUUAGGGCUGCGAGCCUCCUCCACGGGAGUUAGACCUCUGCACCUUGUGUCUGGACUGUGAUAGGACAAGGAAGUGGGUCCCUUGAAGAGCCAGAAGCUGCCAGCUCAGGGAAAUACGUCCCUAAAUGCUUCCCCAGAUUCAGUGUCUCUCAUGAGCUGCCCAAAGGGCCAGGGGCUGUCCUCAAACUGGACCCUCAAACACACCUCUUGUCCUAACCACGACACCUGGUCCAGGGCCAGUCCCCAUCACAGCUGAGAAAAUAAAACCAGGAACAGACAGCAGGGCGGGGACUGGGGGAUGAACUGCCAGACGAGCCGGGUGGAGCACAAAUCCAGCCCUGAGGCCCUGGGCCAGUUCUGAGGCCCUGAGCUCGGGGUCCAGAAAGAGCUAGUGCUACAUCCGGCUCAGCACCCCCACCUACUCACUUCUCUCCGUUUCACUCACCACCACUCUGCAACGAGCACCAUUUUUCAACAAAGGGGACAUCCCCGAGUGGUACCAGUAGUGAGUCCCUGAAACUUGCCACACAGUCCCAGGGCUUGGGGCCUCUGCCCCCGUCCUCUGCGGCUAGGCACAUACCCUCUGCCUGUCGGCACACAUCCAGAUCCGAAGGGCCCCCCACAGC